This is a messenger RNA of Alternaria viburni, 459 nucleotides long. RefSeq lists its product as uncharacterized. The record is from RefSeq and is a predicted model, not a curated record. The coding region runs from base 1 to 459 and encodes 152 amino acids. NCBI's taxonomy places the organism in Eukaryota, Fungi, Ascomycota, Dothideomycetes, Pleosporales, Pleosporaceae. The transcript is spliced from 2 exons.
AUGGCCUCAACUCCUUCCACACCGAACCUCAGAGAACAAAUUGAGGCAACAGCUCGGGCCUUCUUAUCAGCAUUCGAAGAAGGCGCAGCUCAGAGCAACGCUUCCAUUAUCAAUCGCGACGUCACAGCCGACUGCACACGUCACCUACUUCCCGCAUCCGUACCCAAAGCUUUCGGUCUUGCAACGGACUCGUACUUCGACACGACAAGUUUUCAGGACCUCUUCGGGAAUGACAUCAAAGUAUUGUUGUUCAAGGAUAACAUCAUGUCGAAUUUGAUCAUCGACACGGAGGCGCGCCGCGCCGCUUUUACAGCUAAAGCCGAUGUUGGAGAGACGUACCCUUUUGCGGGUGCUUGGUUCUUGUACUUUAAUGAGGAUGGAUCUAAGAUCAAAAAGGUGGUUGAGUUCUGCGAGAAAGACGCCAUCUUGAAGAUGGCAAGCGAUGUGGCUGCUGCCUAA